AUCGCCGACAGCGCUGAGGCUCCCGCUCUGCUGACCAUCAUCCUCGACACCAAUCCACACGCCUGGGGCCUACUAUCGUCAACCCUCCCGCUAUCCACCUUGGUCGCGAACCUCCUGGUCUUCAUCAACGCUCACCUGGCCAUCAACAACUCCAACCAAGUCGCCGUAGUUGCCUCGCAUUCAGACAGCGCCCGCUUCCUAUACCCAACUACCCAUGACGACCUCAAAGUGCCUCACGGCCACGCCUCAGACAUCCAGAAUGACGCCAACAAGUACCGUCCCUUCGCGCAGUUGGAAAAGGCCCUGACUACCAAUCUACGCGCUCUGCUCCAAACAACCACCUCCGAACACCUCAAACAAUCUACGUCAACAAUGCUGUCUGGCGCCCUGACCCUUGCCCUCACCUACAUGGCCAAAGCCACCUUGAACGACCCAGCAAGAGCAGGAGACGGUGCUUACGAUCAGACAAACACUGCCGGUACCUUUACAACCUCCACCGCAGACGGCACAUCACAGCCCAGCCACACAGGCCUCCAGAGCCGCAUCUUGAUCCUCAGUGUCAGCGGCGAUAUUGCAGACCAAUACAUUCCCAUCAUGAACACCAUAUUUGCUUGCCAACGCCUCGCCAUACCCAUCGACAUUUUGACCCUUUCUGCCCACUCAAAUGCAGAGUUCUUGCAACAGGCUGCCGAUGCGACAGGAGGUGUCUACAUGGCUCUAGGUGAUCGCGUGGCUGGUCUACUGCAAGUCCUCAUGAUGGGAUACCUCCCAGACGCAACAGCACGACGGAACCUCGUCAAAGCUGGCGAAAGCGAAGGCGUAGAUUUCCGCGCUGCUUGCUUUUGCCAUCGCAACAUUGUUGAUCUGGGAUAUGUGUGCAGUAUCUGCUUGUCCAUCUUUUGCCAACCGCCUCCUGAUAACAAUUGCCUUACCUGUGGUACAGCAUUGUCAUUAUCAGGCCAUGCUGCUAAACCAGUGGUUAUCCCUCGUAAAAAGAAGAAGAAGAGAAAGUUUGAUGGAACCACGCCUGCAGACUCACCGACUCCCGGUCCUGAUACACCGAGA
This is a messenger RNA of Aureobasidium vineae, 1065 nucleotides long. The record is from the annotation of a GenBank genome assembly. Lineage: Eukaryota; Fungi; Ascomycota; Dothideomycetes; Dothideales; Saccotheciaceae.